CUCGGUGGCCGCCGGGGUCGGUGCGGGCCGCGGCCUCCCCGCCGCCAUGGGCGCCGCCGUGUUCUUCGGCUGCGCCGGCAUCGCCUUCGGGCCGGCGCUCGCGCUGUUCCUGCUCACGGUGGCGGCCGAGCCGCUGCGGGUCAUCGUGCUGGUAGCGGGGGCGUUUUUCUGGCUGGUAUCGCUGCUCCUGGCCUCGCUCAUCUGGUUCGUGUCGGUUCACCUCAGCGACCGGGAGGACGCCAAGCUGCAGUACAGCCUCCUCAUCUUCGGCGCCGCUGUCUCGGUGCUGCUGCAGGAGGCCUUCAGGUUCGCCUACUUCAAGCUGCUGAAGAAGGCGGAUGAAGGGCUGGCGACAAUCAGCGAGGACGGACGGUCCCCCAUCUCCCUCCGGCAGAUGGCUUACGUCUCGGGCCUGUCCUUUGGCAUCAUCAGUGGCGUCUUUUCCGUCAUUAACAUCCUGGCAGACUCCAUCGGGCCGGGUAUCGUUGGGAUCCACGGGGACUCACCGUACUAUUUCAUCACAUCCGCGUUCCUCACCAUGGCCCUCGUCCUGCUCCACACCUUCUGGGGCGUCAUCUUCUUCGACGCCUGCGAGAGACGCCGCUACUGGUGCCUGGGGCUGGUGGUCGCCAGUCACCUCCUCACCUCCGGGCUGACGUUCCUGAACCCCUGGUACGAGGCCAGCCUGGUCCCCAUCUUCAUCCUCACCCUCCUCACCGGCCUCUGGGCCUUCCUCACUGCCGGCGGCUCCUUCCGCAACGUCCUCAAGUGCCUCUCCUGUAAGGGGGGGGCUGGCAGGGAGGGGCGCGCGACGGAGGGUGUCACGGCUGCGACGCGGGGGCUCUUCCGGUGAGCAGGAGGACGCCAGCAGGGUGAUGUUGUACUCCGCGCUGCAGGUGCCUUUCGAGGACUGAGCAGCCACUGCACCCAAGUGCCGUCCGCUCGGCAGCGGGGAGGCCGCUCGCUGCUCCGGUGCUGCCGCCCGGCCGAGCCCUGGCCCCUCUCUGCGGCACAGAGGCAGCUCCGUGCCCCGUCCCGCGGGGAUAUUUGGGGUCCAGCCAGUGCUCGUGGGCGCCCCGUUAGCAACUUGAAUCCGAUUCUUUUCUGUACACGGUGUACGCAGGUGCCCUGCGAUACAGCUGGGCUGGCUGGGUCAGGGCAGGAGCCCCCCACCCCGCUCUGUUCCCCCCCUUCCCUCUUUUUCCCCCCCCUCCCCUUCCCUUUCCCCCUAAUCUGCUCUGCGGAAGCGAGGUGACACUCCUGGUGCAGGGGGAGCUGGGAUGGGGGUGCUCUGCCCCACACACCCCCUUUUCCAUCCCCUCUGCUGUAGGUCUGAGGGUUCUUGUUACCCCGCUGUGCUACUUGGGGGGAGGGUGUAAAUUAUUUUUCUGAUUCAGAGUAAAACCGUUUUAACAGA
This is a messenger RNA of Cuculus canorus (common cuckoo), 1417 nucleotides long. RefSeq names its product aph-1 homolog A, gamma-secretase subunit (gene APH1A). Gene Ontology annotation, biological process: protein processing; positive regulation of catalytic activity; Notch signaling pathway. NCBI's taxonomy places the organism in Eukaryota, Metazoa, Chordata, Aves, Cuculiformes, Cuculidae. Bases 47 to 853 code for a protein of 268 amino acids. The record is from RefSeq and is a predicted model, not a curated record. The transcript is spliced from 7 exons. Gene Ontology annotation, molecular function: protein-macromolecule adaptor activity. Gene Ontology annotation, cellular component: gamma-secretase complex; membrane; endoplasmic reticulum.